Molecule: messenger RNA, 1689 nt
Organism: Culex quinquefasciatus (southern house mosquito)
Lineage: Eukaryota; Metazoa; Arthropoda; Insecta; Diptera; Culicidae
Exons: 3
Coding region: 424-1671 (415 amino acids)
Source: RefSeq, a predicted model, not a curated record
CAGAGCAUUCGGUUGGAGUUCUUCUCUUCGUUCGUUCGGCUGGAUUUGUUCGGUUUGUUAGUUAUCCGUUUUGUGGGGGAGUACAUCUGCGUGACAACGGUUUGUGGUGCGCUGCACAACCACGGCCAACUUCCAGGAACUAAGAGACACCUGCAGCGAGCAUAUUUGCAUAACUCAGCACUGCGGAACGUUGGAUUGUUUCAAAAAAAACAACAGUUUAUUACCAUUUGUGUUUGUGUCGUUGGCGGGUGAAAGAGGGGUCUGGCCCUGAAAAGGGUCCCGUGAAUGCCAAGAACAAACCGAUUGUGAAGAGAGAGUGAUGUUAUUUGCCGUGACUGAUGGUAUUGGCAAGAGGGAAUUUGAACUCUGCGUGGAACAAGUACUCAUGUGAGGGACCAACGUGUGUGGACUUUGGUGAAGAAAAUGAACUCUAGGUGCUGGAUCUUCCUGCUGUACUUUUUGCUGUCGGAUAAUGUCGUAGGUCGAACCCGCUCAAUCCGUAACAUCUACAGCCAAAAGUGUGCAUCCCGGCUGGAAUCAGCGCUCGAUACCACCCUGAGACGAAGUCAACAGAGGUCUGGUUCAGGGUCCCUGAUCGACUUCUCCGACAGUGGCCCCCAGCGGCAAGCCCUGUUCAACCGAUCUCCGUACAACAGCUACGAUGAUGACAUCGAGCAGAUCGUGUCCGAGUACAAGCAUAAGUUCAACGGUCACAAGUACCACCCUGGAAUGGGUGGAACCGGUGGCGGUGGCUUCUUCCCGCCAACUCCAUCGACAACAGCGUCGGGCGUAACGUCGACGGCCCAGGUUGAGGUGGCCAAUCUUAGGGUAAGAAUUCCGCAAAAUUUGCGCUGGGUAGUCGUGGAUCGGUGUAAGUUUGUCGAGCAGAACCGGACGCUGGACACGAAGUUGGAGUUUCCGGAUCUGCAGAUCAGUGGCCGGGUGAUCAUGCAUCCGACUGGCGGUCGCUGUGAUAUGAUCUUGAGGCUAAGGCGGGCGGGGAUUGAGUUCCGGACGAUCCCGCUGCUGCCGAGUGGGCUUGGGGAACGCAGCAGGACGGCGAAUGUCCGCACAGAUUCCCACUUUUCCGAGCCGGGCUUCAUUUCGGUGUUUGCCCACAGCUGUGAAGGUCCGACCGGGAUCAAGUACCGGAUCAACUCGAAACGGCGCCACUUCCUGUCCAAGUAUCCAACAACGACCGGUUACGAUGGGUUCUACAACCGGAACGAGUUCACCGGCAACGAGUACCAACGGAACAUGGAGCACAAGCGAUCGCUAAACUUUGGCGGAGAAGACGACGGACUGACGGAACGGGACAUCUUCAAGCUAACCGACGGUGAUUCCCUCUUUCUAUCGCCCUCUAUGAGCACCAUGGUGGACAUGUCCGAGGAGUCCCAGUCGGGUGGUACCGCGGAAGCCGGAGAUUCGGCCUCGCGAACCAUCUACUCCGAGCGGAAUCCGUUUGCCUACAGUGCCUAUGCUGGCAAUGGCGCCGGAUGGCAAACGGUCGAAACGAACGAAGCCCUCGACGAGGCGUACUCGAACGAGAUCGACAAUCUCUUCUCCAAGGGAGUCCGCGGACUGUUGACGACUUACAUGCAAAAGGCCCUGCAGCCGGCCAUUAAAGAGACGCUUAUGGAAAGUAUGGGAUACACGUUGUCGUACGGGUGAGAAGCAAUGAUUGGUAAU